Pseudogymnoascus verrucosus is the source of this 1676-nucleotide messenger RNA. RefSeq lists its product as uncharacterized. The record is from RefSeq and is a predicted model, not a curated record. The transcript has a single exon. Bases 240 to 1676 code for a protein of 478 amino acids. NCBI's taxonomy places the organism in Eukaryota, Fungi, Ascomycota, Leotiomycetes, Thelebolales, Thelebolaceae.
CUCCCAUCUCCAAAAUCGGUGAACGGCGGACGCAUAUACACCAACCACCGCAUCUUGGAAACUGUACCCCUAUUGAAUCCGGAAUUCCAAGGAGCAGGUUUCCCAACUCGCAAAAAAUUGGAUAUUUCGCGCUGGAACCAGAAACCUCUACCCAGGGAAGAUCACCGCCGUGGGAUCGCCGGUAUUCGGGUCAGCACUACCACAGGGCGCCGGCAUAACCAAUCCUCGCGACGUCAGAAAUGCCUACUACUAUGGCACUCGCAAGCAGUUCCAACAUGUGUCGCGGUGUCACUAUGGCAUCUCCACGUCAUUUUAAGCUUCGAGGGAGCGGCUGGCGAAGCUUAACGCAGGGACACUCUGCGCCCCUUCCGCACGCCGAAGGCAAGGCGCCCAGCGCAUGCUCCACUCGCUGCCAAUUUUCCAAACGGGAAUAUGAGUUCUCCAAGCCGUCCCUUUCAGUGAUCCCUAGCAGGCAAAGUCCUAUCAAACCCCCUCCACGGAUAGGAACACCCACCACCCACGCCCGGCGCGUCUACAGCACCACCACCACCACCCCUACCGCCGUCAAACCCCAACGCCCCCUCCCCGCCUCCUACUACCGCGGCGGCACCUCCCGCGCGCCCAUAAUCCACCUCUCCUCCCUCCCCCCCACCCGCAGCUCCUGGCCCCCCCUCUUCCGCACCAUCCUCGGCUCCCCCGACCCCUUCGGUCGACAACUCAACGGUCUCGGCGGUGGGAUCUCUUCGUUGUCUAAAUUAUGUGUUGUUGGACCUUCCGAGAGGGAGGGGGUGGAUGUGGAGUUUACGUUUGUGCAGAUGGGGAUUAGGGAUGGGGUCGUGGAUUAUAGGGGGAGUUGUGGGAAUAUGACGGCGGGGGUGGCGGCGUUUGCGGUGGAUGAGGGGUUGGUUGGGUUGCCUACUUCUGGAGAGGGAGAGGGGGAGGCGACGGUGAGGAUUUAUAAUACAAACACUGAUAAACUCAUCGAAGCCACCGUCCCCCUCAUCGCGGGUGAAGCAGCCGCGAUGGGCGAUUUCGCCAUCUCCGGCGUCCCCGGCACAGGGGCGUGCAUCAAGCUCGCCUUCCUCGACCCAGCGGGCUCGGUGACGGGGAAGUUGUUACCGACGGGGUCGGGGACGGAUGUAUUUGACGGCGUCGAGGUGACGUGUAUCGAUGCGUCGAAUCCGUGUGUUUUCAUCGCUGCCGAGAGUAUGGGUGUCCCUGGCACUAUCUCACCAGCUGAGAUGAGCUCGCAUCCGGAUUUACUGAGGAGGUUGGAGUCAAUACGGUGCCAGGCGGCGGUGAAGAUGGGGAUGUGUAGCACAGUCGAGGAGACGCCGGCGGGGGUGCCGAAGAUUGCUCUCGUCUCCCCCCCUCCUCCCUCCCCGACAGCAGCGGGGGAAGAGGACAGCGGGGUGGAUAUUGUAGUCCGUGCUGUGUCGACGGGGGAUCCGCAUGGGGCGGUGCCGAUUAGUGUUGGGGUGUCUGUGGCGGCAGCGGCGGGGGUGGAGGGGUCGGUUGUGCAGAGGGUUAUGGGGGAGAGAGGGGGGGAAGGGUGUGUGGUGGCGCAUCCGAGUGGGAGGAUGGUGGUUGAUGCGAAGUUUGUGGGGGGGAGGUUGGAGAGGGCGGUGGUGUUUAGGACGGCGAGGAGGAUUAUGAGGGGGUGGGUUUAUGUUUAG